This is a messenger RNA of Gastrolobium bilobum, 1005 nucleotides long. RefSeq lists its product as uncharacterized. NCBI's taxonomy places the organism in Eukaryota, Viridiplantae, Streptophyta, Magnoliopsida, Fabales, Fabaceae. The record is from RefSeq and is a predicted model, not a curated record. The transcript is spliced from 4 exons. Bases 1 to 1005 code for a protein of 334 amino acids.
AUGUGUGACGCCAGCGAUUUCGGCUUGGGAGCAGUUCUUGGGCAGCGAAAAGACAAAGUCUUCAGAACUGUUUACUACGCUAGUAGAACUCUUACUCCGGCACAAGCCAACCACACAGUGACGGAGAAGGAGAUGCUGGCAGUUGUAUUUGCAUGUGACAAGUUUCGUUCAUAUCUAAUAUGCUCCAAAGUCACAGUAUUCACUGAUCAUUCAGCAAUCAAGCAACUCUUUGCUAAGAAGGAUGCCAAGUCAAGACUAAUUAGAUGGGUAUUGUUGCUCCAAGAAUUUGACCUUGAGAUCAAGGACCGGAGAGGAAGUGAUAACAAGGUGGCUGACCACCUAUCUCGAUUAGAGAGGGCAAGCCCACAAGAAGGAGAUCAUAUUAAGGAGACAUUCCCUGAUGAGCAGCUUCUGAUGAUCUCUGAAAAACAAGCUCCUUGGUUUGCAGAUAUUGCAAACUACUUGGUUGCCGGAAUAGAGCCAUACCACUUGAUUCACCAAGGGAGAAAGAGGUUCCAUCAUGAAGCUAAGCAGUAUUUCUGGGACGACCCUUUGCUCUACAAAAGGUGUUCUGACCAAUUACUUCGAAGGUGUAUCCCUGAAGGAGAACAACAGAAAAUACUGGAGCAAUGCCACAACUCCCCUUAUGGAGGACACUUUGCUGGAGCAAGAACAGCAGCUAAAGUGCUGCAGUCAGUUGACUAUGUGUCGAAAUGGGUAGAAGCUGUUGCUACCCCCACCAAUGAUGCCAGGUUGAAAUCAAGAUGGGAGGGACCUUAUGCAAUCACUGAAGCACUUCCCAAUGGAGCAUUUACUAUUGCUCAUGAAACAUCUGGAGCAACGCUCAGGGUAAAUGGACACAGACUCAAAAAGUAUAAUAGAGGGAUCAAGGAGCAUGGGAGACUGACUUCUCAUCUUGAUGACCCAGCUGAAGAAGCUAGUUUUGGGGUUGCUCUUGAGCAACCUGACCCCAAAAGUAAAGAGCAACCAACACUUAGAAUUUGA